GUAUACGGGAAUAUCCGGAAAUCACGAGCAUUCAGUAUGAGGGAGACCAUGGCUAUGGAAGAGGAAAGUGGUUACUCUUUCUCUUCUUGCGUGAGGUAUUUCUCUAAAGGGACCAUAUUCUCCUCCAUCUUUAACCUCCUCACGACUUGUAUUGGUGCUGGAACCCUCGCCCUCCCUUACGCUUUCAGUCAAGGCGGCCUAAUUUACAGCAGCAUAGUCUUCUUCAUGGUCAUGGUAAUGGCUAUCCUGGUCGGGUUUCUUCUCUACGAUGCUAAGAAGUACUCGCACGAGAUCUGCCCGGGGCUGGAGGUGAAGGGAUACGAGGACUUGGCAGAAGGCUCGUUCGGUGCUGUAGGAAGAAUUUUCGUCCUGAUUGUUCUAUUUGGUUUCCUAUUCUUAGCUUUGAUAGCUUAUAUGAUAUACACUAGGGAUCAGUUAAGUUUUAUAAUCCAGUUCUUCAUUCAUUUAUCUAACCACGCCCCUCGGUGUUCUCUCCUAACCAAUUGCUCCAUUGUCCUCUGUAUUGCUUUCAUUCCAAUAUUCCCUAUACUACUCCUCAAGAAUAUAUCACUGCUUCAGUUCACAUCAACAGCCAGUAUCUUCUGUGUUGCUUUAUUUACCAUCUUUAUUGCCAUCAAGACCAGUAUGCACCUACACCAUGAUGACAACCCCAUUACAUUUCAAGCCAUUCGUUCCGAUGAAGAUGACGUCAUCGGUUUCUUCCCGUCAUCAUUCAAAGGAGCCAUUACUUGUCUCUCUUACUGCAGUUUGACAUUUCUUUGCCAGUUCCAGUUGUUUUCCCUCGAGAAAGAAUUGAAUAGGCCAAGACAAUGGAAGUUGAAUUUCAUCAUAGUGGCGUCUAUGGUACUCGCUUACACUUUGUAUAAUAUUGUGGCUUUUUCUGGAUAUUUAAAUUUCGGUGGUCAGACACCAGAAGACAUAAUGAUUGGUUAUCCAUCCACUGAUGGUCUUGUCACAGCUCUUAGAAUAGCACUCUUCAUAACUCUCCUCUUCAGCUAUCCGAUCCUCUUCCAUCCAACCAGACUAGCUCUCAAUCGCCUUGUAUCGUACUGCUAUGAGUUGUACUCCAAUCGUGGUUCAAGUAACAAUCUUAAUUGCGAUCAAACUGAUGAAACUACUGAGCUAUUGAUAUCAUCAAGCUUGCGUUCUCGAUUGUUGAAGUACAGGAAAGAUAACACUGUUGAAAGGAAGGAAUUGAAACCAAACUGGUUGGUCUGGACGUGUGAGACGUGGGUAAUGUUUGCCGUUAGUUUUCUUGCGGCCGCUUUUAUACCAAACGUUGCGUACGUGUGGAGUUUCGUCGGCUCCAUAGGCGGUUCCCUCGUACUCUACAUCUUACCCUCAAUCUUCUUUCUCCGCCUUCACUUCUUCGUACGUCUCAAAGCAGCCGGAGAAUCCUCCACAUCUCUAUUCAAGCAAUACCUCCAGUGCUCCGUAUGGAAGGACAUCACUGCCUUGGUGAUAUUCUGUAUGGGUGUGGUCGUUUUGAUAGCCGGGAAUUACGAGGCGAUUGAUUCUAUCGUUAAUCGUUCUCAUGAUAGUGGUAAUCACUGUAGUACCUUGAAGUGUGUCGAGAUGGAGAAUGCUUCAAGUAUAAUGUCGGAUUAUUAUUGAUAGGAGAAGAAAUGGAGUUUAAGUAUUAAUGAGGCUAACUAUCAUCAUAUUAUUGUACAUUCAAUACCAGUACUAAUGAUUAUUAUUUAAUUAAAUUUUCAUUUUCAAUGAUGCUACAUUAUUAUUAUUAUUAAUAUUAUUAUUAAGUGGUUUUUGUUGGUAUUAUUAUUGUUAUUGCUGUUUAUUAUUCAUUGCUUUGUACAGUAACAAUAAUAUGUAUAUUUAUUUUCAGAAAGAGUAUGGAAAAAAACAUUUUUAAAUU
Amphimedon queenslandica is the source of this 1897-nucleotide messenger RNA. RefSeq names its product sodium-coupled neutral amino acid transporter 5-like. Lineage: Eukaryota; Metazoa; Porifera; Demospongiae; Haplosclerida; Niphatidae. Bases 37 to 1635 code for a protein of 532 amino acids. Gene Ontology annotation, molecular function: L-amino acid transmembrane transporter activity. Gene Ontology annotation, biological process: amino acid transmembrane transport. The record is from RefSeq and is a predicted model, not a curated record. The transcript has 7 exons. Gene Ontology annotation, cellular component: membrane.